AUGUUUAAGUUUUCUAACUUAUUUAAAGUGUUUGGAACUAACGGGUUCGCUCGUUUCAACUCUACCUCAGCUACAGUGUUCGGUGCGAAAGUAGAUCGGCGUCCGCCGCGUGCAGUAUGGCUGGAAAACAUGGACUCGCUAGAACCACACCAUACCGGUAUCAUGGAACUGGACAGUUCAAUAUUUGGUGCUGCGCCGCGAAUUGACAUCGUUCAUCAGAAUAUCGAGUGGCAAAGGAAGUACCGGUUUGUGAGCUUUGCCCACACGAAAACAAGGAACGAAGUACGUGGAGGAGGAAGAAAACCAUGGCCCCAGAAAGGAUUAGGAAGGGCGCGCCACGGUUCGAUCCGGUCGCCCUUGUGGCGAGGAGGCGGAAUUGCCCAUGGUCCAAGAUCCCCGACAACGCACUUCUACAUGCUACCAUUCUUCAACAGAGUGUUGGGAUUAGUUUCUACCAUGUCGAUAAAGCUAGCGCAAGAUGAUUUGCAUGUCGUAAAAGAUUUAAACAUCCCCACGGAAGAUCCCCAGUACAUGAAAGAUUUGAUUGCAGCUCGUCUAUGGGGUCCCUCUGUGCUGUUUGUCGACACGUCCGAUAUUCUUCCGAAGAACAUAUCCAUUAGUACAGAUGGCUUGGCGCACGUAAACUUAAUGCCAACGUAUGGGUUAAAUGUGUACUCGAUGUUAAAACACAAUACCGUCGUGCUAACGGAAAGUGCAGUGCGAGACAUUGAGAACAAACUUUUGGAACAUUUGAACCGCAACGAUGCUCGGGCACUAAUGACCAAAUUCAGACAUGAUAAAUAA
Anopheles marshallii is the source of this 804-nucleotide messenger RNA. It is a transcript of the gene mRpL4, whose product is annotated as 39S ribosomal protein L4, mitochondrial. Gene Ontology annotation, cellular component: ribosome. The coding region runs from base 1 to 804 and encodes 267 amino acids. Gene Ontology annotation, molecular function: structural constituent of ribosome. The transcript has a single exon. Gene Ontology annotation, biological process: translation. The record is from RefSeq and is a predicted model, not a curated record. Lineage: Eukaryota; Metazoa; Arthropoda; Insecta; Diptera; Culicidae.